This is a messenger RNA of Opisthorchis viverrini, 219 nucleotides long. RefSeq lists its product as hypothetical. The transcript is spliced from 3 exons. The record is from RefSeq and is a predicted model, not a curated record. NCBI's taxonomy places the organism in Eukaryota, Metazoa, Platyhelminthes, Trematoda, Opisthorchiida, Opisthorchiidae. The coding region runs from base 1 to 219 and encodes 72 amino acids.
AUGCAAGAUACAUCCUAUUCUAGGGACGAAUUCAGCAAAAGUGAGCGCUAUUCAGUUUUACGUUCUCAUAAAAGAGCAGGGGAGGAGAUUCGUCCAAUGUACGUCCGAGGACACAAACCCAAUAUAUUGGAAAAUACCUUAUUAGACUACGUAUAUGAUAAGUGCAUCGGCUUUUACCGCGCAAUCUCGAAAUGGAUCAGUCAUUUUCGACUUAUCUAA